UUAAUCCAACAGAUCUCUGAAUGGAUGACUCAGGUUGCAAAGGCCUAUCCCGAUAUUGUGACCGUCAUGGAUUACGGAAAAACCUACGAGCUGCGGACAAUCAGCUUGCUCAAGAUCGGUGCAGACACUGGAGCGAAAAAGAAAGCCAUCUGGAUGGACUGCGGUAUUCAUGCCAGGGAGUGGAUCGCUCCGGCCUUCUGUCAAUACUUUGUCAGCCGGAUCUUGCGGACCUACAAGACAGACCCGAAAAUGGGAGAGAUGAUUCGGAACAUGGACUUUUACGUCACCCCGGUGCUCAACAUGGACGGCUACAUCUAUUCGUGGAAGGACAACUCGGUCAGUGAUACAUUGACUGAAUGA
Messenger RNA from Hippocampus comes (tiger tail seahorse), 360 nucleotides. RefSeq names its product carboxypeptidase O-like. The coding region runs from base 25 to 360 and encodes 111 amino acids. Gene Ontology annotation, biological process: proteolysis. The transcript has 3 exons. Gene Ontology annotation, molecular function: zinc ion binding; metallocarboxypeptidase activity. Lineage: Eukaryota; Metazoa; Chordata; Actinopteri; Syngnathiformes; Syngnathidae. The record is from RefSeq and is a predicted model, not a curated record.